Molecule: messenger RNA, 2735 nt
Organism: Drosophila ficusphila
Lineage: Eukaryota; Metazoa; Arthropoda; Insecta; Diptera; Drosophilidae
Gene: Vsx2
Product: pituitary homeobox homolog Ptx1
Biological process (GO): regulation of transcription by RNA polymerase II
Cellular component (GO): nucleus
Molecular function (GO): DNA-binding transcription factor activity, RNA polymerase II-specific; sequence-specific double-stranded DNA binding
Source: RefSeq, a predicted model, not a curated record
CAAAGCUCCGCUGGCCGUUUACCGUUUGUUAGCUGAAUGCCUCCUUGGCCAAAUCCAGAGCGGAAUGCAAAGCCAAGUCGAAAGCCAACCACCAGCACCAGCAGCAACAUCACGGCAGCAACACUACGGCAGCAACAGCACGACAGCAACUGCGACGACAAAACUCCUGGUGCACAUUAAGGCAGGCAACAGUUUAACGUGGAAAUUAUUGCGAAUUUGUUGUGUGUUUUUCUGCGACGCGUGCCAGGCGCAACUUCGCACUACUGCAUCCCGCGUGCAACAUUGCAACGUAGCCGUAGUUCUUUGUUGUUUGCAGUUCGUUUUUUUUUAAUAUUUUUUUUGGGCCGAACCAUGCUUCUCUGCUGACAGCAGCACCAUUUAGUCGUAGCCUUAAAUAUUAGCAACUAGCAAUUAGCAAUUAGCAAUGCCGCAGCGUUCACCAUUUGCCAUCCAGGAGCUGCUGGGCUUGGCGGUGGCAGCUGCCUCUGAAACGCCGACCGACCUGACGACGACGGCAACAACGGCAACUGUUGCCGGUGCAACAACACUGGCGAAAGAGCGCCAAUCGCCAGCACCGCCGAAGACAACAAAUGCCGCGAUGGCAGAAGCAACAGCCACUGCAGCAACGUCGUAUGUCAGCGGGGCAGCAGCAACAUCAGCAGCAGCAACAGCAACAGCAGCAACAGGAGCAACAACAGGAGCAACAACAACGGGCAAUGCGGCUGAGGGCAAUUUAGUGGGUGGCUUGGAGCCACAGAAACAGCUCAACCACCACCAGCAGCACCACCACUACAGGGAGCACCACCAAAUGACCAUGGCGGCCGCCUCGCGAAUGGCCUACUUCAAUGCCCAUGCGGCGGUGGCGGCGGCCUUUAUGCCCCACCAGCUGGCCGCGGCGGUGCACCACCAUCAUCAGCACCAGCACCAGCACCAGCACCACCCGCACCACCACCCACACGGGGCCGCGGGGGGGCCGCCACCGCCGCCGCCGAUACAGCACCACCACCCGCACCAUCCGCACCACCCGCUGCUGCACGCGCAGGGAUUUCCCCAGCUGAAGAGCUUCGCCGCGGCAGCCGGAACUUGUUUGCCUGGCUCCCUGGCGCCCAAGGACUUCGGCAUGGACGGGCUGAACGGCUUCGGCGUGGGUCCCAACAGCAAGAAGAAGAAAAAGAAGCGGCGGCACAGCCGCACCAUAUUCACCAGCUACCAGCUGGAGAAGCUGGAGGAGGCCUUCAAGGAAGCCCACUACCCCGACGUCUACGCCCGCGAAAUGCUGUCCCUGAAGACGGAGCUGCCCGAGGAUCGCAUACAGGUCUGGUUCCAGAACCGCCGGGCCAAGUGGCGCAAAACGGAGAAGGUCUGGGGCGGCAGCACGAUCAUGGCGGAGUACGGCUUGUAUGGGGCCAUGGUGCGGCACUCGCUUCCACUGCCGGACACGAUCCUCAAGUCGGCCAAGGACAACGACGCGGUGGCUCCCUGGCUACUAGGCAUGCACCGCAAAUCGAUCGAGGCGCAGUCCGCCCUGAAGGACGACUCGGUGAGCGACCACGAGGACUCGGCGGGCUCCAAGUCCGGCCACUCGGAGGAGCUCUCCCGCUCCCACUCGCGCUCCCUCUCGCUCUCCCUCUCCCGCUCCCGCGGCCGCGCUCUGAGCUCCUCCACCGAGUCGCUGAACGUGGUGAGUCCGGCGCCCAGCGCCACCUCCGCCUCCACGGCCCCGCCCACCUCGACGAGCGGCUACGCGGGGGCGGCCUCCUCGGCGGCGACCACGCCCACCGGCACCACCACCAACAGCUCGGGCAGUCCGCACAUCGAACUGGGUUCCCCCUCCCCGCAACAGUUGCAACAUCAGCUGCAACAUCAGCAGCAGCAGCAACACCAGCAGCAGCAACAUCAGCAGCAGCAACAUCAGCAGCAGCAGCAGCAGCAGCAACAGGUGCCGCUCUACAUGGGCGGGGGAGGCGGCGGAGUGGCGCCCAGCUACCACCCGCUGCUGGACGCCGCCAAUGCCGCCGGCGCAGGAGCAGCAGCCUCCAGCAAGGACUUCCACCUGAUCAUGAACACCGCCGUGGCAGCAGCAGCAGUUGCCGCCCAGCAGCAACACCAGCAGCAGCAGCAGCAGCAGCAACAGCAGCAGCAACAGUCGCAGGUGGCGAGUGCAACACCCGGGCUGCAUGCCCACCACUUGGCAGCGGCGCUCAUGGAGCACGAUCCCGACGCCUUCAGGAACAACUCGAUCGCCUGCCUGCGGGCGAAGGCGCAGGAGCACCAGGCGCGGCUGCUGAACAACGGAGGACUCUUCCGGCGAUUCGCCCAGGGACACGUGCAGGUGCAGGACUCCACUCUCUCCAGUGAUAUGCUCAAGCUCAGCGAGGAGCACAACAACAACCUGCCGCAGUCGCUGCCCCUGGGAUUCCCCUCCCAUCCGAGCUCCGAUCCGCAGGCCAGUGUCAAGAGGGAGCUGACGGCCAACGGGGCAUCGUUGAAAAGCUGCGACGAGGUCUAAGCCACUCCCCCUCCGCCUCCCCCUCCCCCUUACCAAUCCCCACACCACAAAGCAAGUGCUACGAAGCCAAGGAGCAGCGAAACCAAAACAAGAUAACCUUUUUUUUAAUAGACCUAAGGAGCCCCACUCGCGGAUUUAGCGUAGGAUCUGUAACCAAGUAUUUUAAACGGCGGCGCAAGCUGCUCUUAGCUGUAAGACACGAAUCGUAAUAUUUUUUCAAAAUCUC